Molecule: messenger RNA, 711 nt
Organism: Procambarus clarkii (red swamp crayfish)
Lineage: Eukaryota; Metazoa; Arthropoda; Malacostraca; Decapoda; Cambaridae
Product: PE-PGRS family protein PE_PGRS16-like
Molecular function (GO): calcium ion binding
Source: RefSeq, a predicted model, not a curated record
AUGCCUGAAGGGGGCAGGGGCGACAACAUGCUUGAUGGGGGCAGUGGCGACAACAUGCUUGAUGGGGGCAGGGGCGACAACUUGCCUGAAGGGGGCAGGGACGGCAACAUGCUUGAAGGGGGCAGGAGCGACAACAUGCCUGAAAGGGGCAAGAGCUUCAACAUGCUUGAUGGGGGCAGAAGCGACAACAUGCUUGAUGGGGGCAGGGGCCAUAACAUGCUUGAUGGGGGCAGGGGCGACAGCAUGCUUGAAGGGGGCAUGGUCGACAACAUGUAUGAAGGGGGCAGGGGCGACAACAUGCCUAAAGGGGCAGGAACGACAACGUGCUUUAAGGGGGCAGGGGUUACAACAUGCUUGAAGGGGGCAGGUGCCACAACAUGCUUGAUGGGGGCAGGGGCGACAACAUGCUUGAUGGGGGCAGGGGCGACAACAUGCUUCAAGAAGGGCAGGGUCGACAACAUGCUUGAAGAGGGCAGGGGCGACAACAUGCCUGAAGGAGGCAGGGGCGACAACAUGCCUAAAGGGGGCAGGAGCGACAACAUGCCUGAAGGGGCCAGGAGCGACAACAUGCCAAAAGGGGGCAGGAGCGACAACAUGCCUGAAGGGGGCAGGUGCCACAACAUGCUUGAUGGGGGCAGGGGCGACAACAUGCUUGAUGGGGGCAGGGGCGACAACAUGCUUCAAGAAGGGCAGGGUCGACAACAUGCUUGA